CAUUGCACCUUGAAUUCUUGAAAUAACCUCCACCGCAAUUAUCUACAGUGAAUAACAACUUCCUGGUACCCACCACACCAUAGUUAGUACCCCGUCUUACUUUUUGAGUAAACAAAGAAAAGAAACAAGAACAUCAGCACCCAACUACUCUUUCAUAAUAUCAUUCUAAUUUCUACAGUCUUGGUGAUAUAUUUUAGACAAAUGGGUUUUUUCUGGUUCUCAAAUUGACUUCUGAAUUUCUUUCUUGUUGAAACAACCACUUUAUUUAUGUUCAAUCGGUUGUUAAGCUCUCGUUUUCCUUCCUCAAUCGGUAGUUUAGGGCUGUUGUUGACUCCACUCGAAGCAACGAUAUCUUUCACUCUUCCUUCAGAGCUAUAUCUAUGUUUCGGUUGUGAGAAUUUCUUCUUCCACUUCGCCCGAUUGUAAUUUAGCUGAGUCGUGAUUGGGUAAUUUUGUGAUCAGAGAAGACUUGGGGUUUAUGGGGUUGAAGGUGAAAGAAUUUAGGGUUUUCUUCGGGUUGUUGUGGUUUGUCCUGUCAAUUUUUCAGCCGGUUGCAGGAUUAAGACCUCUCAGGGAGAGAGCUCGUUCAUGGGGUGAUGAGUGGCUUGUUGCAAGGAAAGAUGAGAAUGAAGUGGGCCCAUUCUCUGCAUGGAAUAUAACUGGGACAUACAGAGGAGCUUGGAAAUUCAUCCAGUCUUCAAAUACCUCUUCCAGGUUUCCAGAUUUUAAGAAAUCAAGUGGAAAUUCUGUAUUGGAGUUGAUGACUAGGCCAACUAAAAUAAAUGGUGUACAUUAUGUUCAGGGUGUAAUGAUUUUCCAUGAUGUGUUUGAUAAUGAGCCAGAAGUUGGUCGUGUCCAAAUUAGGGUAGAAGGGGUUUACAUAUGGCCAUUCAGACAACUUCGAAUGGUAGCUAACAGUGGAAGAGAGGGAGAGUUUGGUCAAGAAGAGGAUUAUAUAUUAUCCAACCCCUACCACUUGCUUGGAGUUUUCUCAUCACAAGUAUUUCAGGAGUCCCCACGAGAUAAGAUCUGGAAGAGCAAACAAUCCCCAAUUACUGACAUGGACAAGCAUUGUAAUGUUGAAAUCUCUGCUCAAAUUUCUCGUGUCUCAUCCACCCAAAGUGAUGGAGAGCAUGAUCGUUAUUACUUGGAAGGGUUAAUGGAGAGCCCUUCUGCUGAUGAUGAUGGAGAUUGCUUCUCACCCAUGUUAAUGAAUGCUACUUCAGUCAACAUUGAGGUUUACUAUAACAAAGCAGUGAAUUACACUUUAAUGGUGACCUUUAUUUCUUUUCUUCAGGUUCUUCUAUUAAUUCGGCAAAUGGAGCAUAGUAAUACACAGUCUGGUGCUGCAAAAGUAUCGAUUUUGAUGAUUGGACAGCAGGCUAUCAUGGAUGCUUAUCUUUGUCUUUUACAUUUGACUGCAGGGAUAUUAGUUGAGUCGCUAUUUAAUGCUUUUGCUACAGCUGCAUUUUUUAAGUUUGUGGUGUUCUCCAUCUUUGAGAUGAGGUAUCUUCUUGCCAUAUGGAAGGCAGGUAGAUCUGCAAAUAAUGGAGAGGGUUGGGAAGCUAUGAGGCGUGAACUUUCAGUUCUUUACAGUCGAUUCUAUGGAAUCCUUUUAGGUGGAAUUUUGAUAAUGUAUGAGUUCCAUAGAUAUCUAAGGCCGAUACUUCUUGUUUUACAUUCGUUUUGGAUUCCACAAAUUGUCACUAACAUUGUGAGUGAUUCAAGAAAACCGUUGCAUCCUCAUUAUAUAAUUGGAAUGUCUUUGACUCGGCUUGCAAUUCCACUCUAUGUGUUUGGGUGUCCUCAUAACUUCAUGCGAAUUGAACCCGAUAAAAACUGGUGUAUCACUUUGGGUCUUCUUGUCAGUUUCCAGGCUGCAGUUCUCAUUCUACAACACUAUCUUGGAUCCAGAUGCUUUAUUCCUCGCCAGAUUUUGCCCGAGAAAUAUUGUUAUUUUAGAAAAGUUGAUCAGGAUUCGACUCAUGCUACCGAUUGUGUCAUUUGCAUGACUGCUAUUGAUCUGACUCAGAAUUCAAAUGAUUGCAUGGUUACUCCAUGUGAUCAUUUUUUCCACUCGGGAUGUUUACAAAGAUGGAUGGAUAUAAAAAUGGAGUGCCCAACAUGUCGACGUUCACUUCCACCUGCUUAAAAUUUUAUAAUAUGGACAUAUCAUUACCACUCUGCUCAUGGUUGAUCAUGGAUGUUGAAUUGCAGUCGAGAGGAUAUUAGCCAAAAGUGGACUUUUGUAGAAUGUAAAAAAAAAGGGUGAGGGGCAGGCUGCAUAAAAACUGUAUAUUGUACAUUAUGUAACUCAUUUCAAAGCUUCCCGAAUUUAUUCCUCACAAAUAUUGACCUGAGAAACCACAUUCCAAGCUACUAAUUUGUACGAAUGUUUAUUAAGAUCAGAUGUAUAUACAAAUGUACACAUUGGAAAUAACUUUAGUGUCUUGAUUUUGUA
Lactuca sativa (garden lettuce) is the source of this 2461-nucleotide messenger RNA. RefSeq names its product transmembrane E3 ubiquitin-protein ligase FLY1. Gene Ontology annotation, cellular component: endomembrane system. Gene Ontology annotation, molecular function: ubiquitin protein ligase activity; zinc ion binding. Lineage: Eukaryota; Viridiplantae; Streptophyta; Magnoliopsida; Asterales; Asteraceae. The record is from RefSeq and is a predicted model, not a curated record. Gene Ontology annotation, biological process: proteasome-mediated ubiquitin-dependent protein catabolic process.